This is a messenger RNA of Cornus florida, 948 nucleotides long. RefSeq lists its product as uncharacterized. The coding region runs from base 1 to 948 and encodes 315 amino acids. NCBI's taxonomy places the organism in Eukaryota, Viridiplantae, Streptophyta, Magnoliopsida, Cornales, Cornaceae. The record is from RefSeq and is a predicted model, not a curated record. The transcript is spliced from 2 exons.
AUGGAUAUGUACAAAGAACAGAAGAAGCUUGUUUCAGAAUUGAGAAAAGAUCUAGCUGAGGCCAAAAAACAACUGGAACAAUGUAACCAGCUAUCACCAAUGAGUGAGCCUACUACAGCAAGGCCACAGGCAGCAAGUGAAAAGGCUCCACAUUAUCAGCAUCAACAAGCAAGUCCUCCACCACCAGUCCCAACCAUCACCACCACCACUACCACCACCACCCUAGCACGUGGACAACCUGCACAGGAAGCAUCAGAAACAGCAACUAAGAUAUGGAACUCCUAUGGACUCACUGACACAAUACUUGGAGACAAUGGUUCCUACAUUUUUAGAUUUUGCACCAGCCAUGAAGCUGAAAAUGUCCUCACAAAUGGCCCUUGGAACUUAGCUGGGCAUCCCUUCUCCCUCAAGAAAUGGAGCCUUCAGCUUCCACCACACCAAAGCACAGCCUCUUGUAUCCCAAUUUGGGUUAAAUUCUUCAAUAUACCUACCCAUUACUGGACUGCAACAGGUCUUAGUCACAUAGCUAGCUCAGUAGGGGUCCCCCUUUAUGCAAAUCAAGCAACAGUAAGCAGAACUAAACUCAAAUAUGCAAGAAUUUGUGUUGAUAUUGACAUCUCGCAGCCCCUUUUAACUGAAGUUGAACUCAUAAUGGAGGAUGAUACAAUUGAAAGAAUUGGUAUUGAGUACCAAUGGCUGCCCAAAAUAUGCAAAAGGUGCAACAAGCUCAACCACACAGAGUUCUCAUGCCCAUUGAAUGUCACUGAACACACCCCUGCAAGGGAUAAUAGCCCACCCCCCAAAAGCCCCUCAAAUGAUUGGAUUACUGUCAGGAAGAGAAGAAGGCAGCCUGGGAAUAAAGCUCCAACAAAUGAUUCUCACACUAAUAAUCGAUUCUCCCCUCUUCUACAAGCCAACCAUGACACCAAUCCACACCAAUCCUCAUAA